AUGCUGGUUUGUGUUUCACAGAUUGACGUGGGAAGUGUGGAGAAGCGCAGAGGCGGCAGCGGGAACGAUGACGAAACGCUCCCGUUCCCCGCUAGUCAGGGACGCGGCGAUUUCACGGUGCCUUCACAAGCCAAACUGAUAUCCUCCGCACCAGGCCUCAUCCCAAACAAUCCCUCGGCCGACACUCCGGCACUCCCUAUCGCCUACAGCAUCCGAAUCGCCUGCUGCGAAUUGCGCGACCGCAUCCACACAGCCCAAUCCAGAUAUCUCACGUUCCUUUCGGCAUUCCGGCACGCCGCGCACAAGGCACCUACGAAAGCAGCCAAAACGUCACUUUCCCCGGCUCGUCCGGACUACAUCGCGAGCGCUGAUGCUCCCCGCAUGCUGAACAACCUCCCCAACCAUACUUGA
Parastagonospora nodorum SN15 is the source of this 411-nucleotide messenger RNA. RefSeq lists its product as hypothetical. The coding region runs from base 1 to 411 and encodes 136 amino acids. Lineage: Eukaryota; Fungi; Ascomycota; Dothideomycetes; Pleosporales; Phaeosphaeriaceae. The record is from RefSeq and is a predicted model, not a curated record. The transcript has 2 exons.